AUGAGUGUACCUAUGAAUAAUUCACCAAACGACCGUCGCUUUACUAAUUGGAUAAACUCAAUCAAUUCUGAGUUACCAUAUUGUCAAACUCUAGAGGUCAAGGACUUAUUGUCAACAACAUUAUCAAGCAUUGGUGCUGUUGCCCUCAAAAUAGAUAAUGGUGAAUAUUUUCAUGAUACUGUUCAAAUCAUUUUAGAAAGGGCCCAAAUUCUAGUCGAGAAAAUUUUCAAUCUACUCCCUCAUACAAGACUUGAACGACGGGGUCCAACUCAGACUUGCCAGAGAACAAUAGAUGUCAUCAGUGCAAUGAUAGCAGAACUCCAGCGUAUUGCACCUGUUGGAAUCUAUUUCCAUCAUUGUAAAAGAGCAGAGAUUCUUCAGAUUGUGAAUAAGGAUUACUGCAAAAAGAGUGGACCUCCAACAGGAUUGGCACCGGUACGUUACGCUGUUUGUGACAGCUUAGCUGAUCUUGCAGGCUAUGUCGAGCACUACGAUAAUUUGGAAUUCGACGAAAGCACCAAAAUACAAUUACUAGAAGCAAAGGCAAAAAAGAUGCUCGACAGUCAUUAUGCUUUUAAAACAGAGCACAUUAAUGUGCAUCAAGAACGUAUCAUUAUUCACAAUGCAUUAAACUUGGGGAUUGAUUUGAUGUGGAAUAUUGUAUUCAAUAUGUUACCAGCAGAAUCUUCCCUAAGACUUGGAUUACAAAGGGGUAUUGCAAUCGAUAACAAUCCAUUCGAGUAA
Molecule: messenger RNA, 744 nt
Organism: Morchella sextelata
Lineage: Eukaryota; Fungi; Ascomycota; Pezizomycetes; Pezizales; Morchellaceae
Exons: 1
Coding region: 1-744 (247 amino acids)
Source: RefSeq, a predicted model, not a curated record